CUGGACGAGGCUGGUGUUCGCCUCGAGGGGCCAACAUCCGCUGACCAGGAGCUGGAGCGGUUGCGUGACUGCCUUGGUGCAGCCGUGCCUGCCCGGCUCCGCAAGGUGGCCUCCGCACUAGUGCCGGGCCGGCGUGCACUACCUGUGCCGGUCUACAUGCUGGUGCCUGCCCCGGCCCGGGAGGAUGACUCCUGCACUGACUCGGCCGAGGGCACGCCGGUCAACUUCUCCAGUGCCGCCUCGCUCAGCGAUGAGACGCUGCAGGGACCACACAGGGAUGGCGGGCGUGUAGAUGGCCAGAAGCCCGCAGGCCGCACCGCCCCCACAAAGCAGCCUGCAGGACACCAGCACAGGGCAGGAGGUAUGGGCCGGAAAACAGAGCAGCCCCGAGGGGCUGGCAGGAGCCGGGCGGGGUUGGAGCUGCCCCUC
Molecule: messenger RNA, 429 nt
Organism: Vicugna pacos (alpaca)
Lineage: Eukaryota; Metazoa; Chordata; Mammalia; Artiodactyla; Camelidae
Source: RefSeq, a predicted model, not a curated record